Medioppia subpectinata is the source of this 546-nucleotide messenger RNA. NCBI's taxonomy places the organism in Eukaryota, Metazoa, Arthropoda, Arachnida, Sarcoptiformes, Oppiidae. The record is from the annotation of a GenBank genome assembly.
GACAACAUGAAAAAGACCAUCGGCUAUAUACUGGCCGGUAGUGUCACCACAUUAUACCCGUUCAUGAUUUACGUCAUAUUCGGCUUUCCCAUCGCCAUCGGCACAAUCACUGUACUAUUGAUAGCGUUGGGCACAGAUAUGAUGCCCGCCAUAGCGCUGGCCUACGAGAAGGCCGAGUCAGACAUUAUGAAACUGCACCCCCGGAACCCCCGCACCGAUGUGUUGGUCACCCGUUCACUGCUGUUGAGGUCGUAUUUUCAAGUCGGUGUGAUUAUGUCGAGCGCCGGCUUUCUAGGUUAUUUUGUGGCGUUUAUGCACCAUGGUUGGAAACCAUGGGACUUGUGGCAGUUGAGAGUCAAAUGGGAUGAUCCCACGAUCAAUGACAUUUACGACUCGUAUGGUACUCCAUGGACUUACGAUGAGCGUCUUAAGGUGCAGACUGUGGCCCAGUCCUCGUACUUCAUAUGUAUAGUCGUGUGUCAAUGGAUGGAUGUGUUGGUGUCGAAGACACGUCGGGUGUCUAUAUUUAAACAAAAAUUUGGGUAA